Messenger RNA from Drosophila bipectinata, 5269 nucleotides. NCBI's taxonomy places the organism in Eukaryota, Metazoa, Arthropoda, Insecta, Diptera, Drosophilidae. The record is from RefSeq and is a predicted model, not a curated record.
UCCGGCAGAUACCGAUCGGUCUUCCAGGUAGUGUCGAAAUUCCCCAGAGUAUCUCCAGGAUCACCCAAUCACAAACAGGAUGAGAUCGCACAGCCAGAUGCUGCUCCUCCUGGCGCUACUCAGCGUUCAGGUGGCAGUCCACGUUUCCGGCCAGUCACCGGCAGAGGUGCCGCCCCAGGCCACCAUAACCUCCGGCAGCGAAGCCACCCAGGCCCUCGACGACAUCGAGCAGGAAGCAGCCAGGACGAAAGCCAAUGAAAGCACGCAGUUUAUCCGUCCCAGGUUUCCCAGUCAGGAUGAGAUUCUUUCCCAAAUGGGCCCGCCCAUUCAGCCCUUUGCCACAAACCUGCCGGCCCUCGAUGCCUUCUACAUGAUGUUCCCCGCUCUCGGCAGUCUGCUCCGCUGGGGCAGCGUUUUCCCCAUGGGCUCGCUGCUAGGCGCUGUGCCUGAUACUCUGCUCCAGCCCACGGGCGCUGCCUCCAAGGUGGUUCUCGUCCUGGCCGACGAUGCUGCUGCCAAGACCAGGGUACCCCGACAGGAUUCGCCACCGGCGCCCGCUAACCCCCUCGACUGGGCGGCCAAUGUGGGUCAAAUGAUAACCAACAUGCAGGCAAAUCCGCUGCUACCAACACCGUCCUUUGACGCCACCCUAGGCGCCCCGCUACAGAAUCUGCUGCCACUGAAUGGCUUGCCCGGUUUGGGAUUGCUCGGCCAGGCAGCUCCCGCUCCAGCGGCUCCUGCAGAUCCUCCAGCAACACCUGCACCUGUUGAGGAUACCCCAGCUCGUGCUGCAGCUCCUCCCGCAUUCCCGGGAUUGCCUAACUUGCCUAGCUUUGAUCCAGCUGUUGUGGGACAAAGCAUAACCUCCAUGCUGAGUCAGGCACCGCCCAACUUGCUGUCCCAAUUGCCCCCGAUGCCGCAAAUUCCGCAGCUCCAACAGUUCGCUCAGUUCUUGCCACAGAUCCCCGGACUCUCCCAAGCUCCAGUCGGUCAGGCCUCUGACAUUUCCGAGGUGCGAGUGCGACCAGAGAUUCCCUAUGUUACGGGAACACCUCAGAUGAAGAUCAAGACAGCCCUGGAGAAGGAGCAGGAGAGCAGACGGGAACAGGAACUCUACCAGGAGCAGAACCAAGAGAGAGUGCCUCUAUUGUGGUUCCGUUUGCCUGUCGGACAGGGCAGGGACACCCAGGGCAAGCCCAUCGAGGAUCUUCGAGUGGAAGCUAAGCUGAAGGCCUUCGAGCGCCAGGUGAUUACUGAGCUAAAGAUGCUCCAGCAGAUCGAGCGCAUGGCCAAGGAGAUGAGGACUAGUGCUACCACCGGCGCCGCCGCCCAGUCAUCAGACUACCGGGUCAACUAUCCACUGAACCAUACUCCCGUCCACAAGAUCACCCGGGCGGACAUCGAACAGGCCCUCCGUGACGACUACGUCCGGCGACUGGUGCAGAAGGAGGCGCAGCGGCGUGGCUUCAUCAACCGCAAGACCGGCGGUUUCAAGCGCCAGACAUUCACCGAGGAUAAGAACCUUUCUAAGGAGGAUAUUGUCCAGAUCAUGGCCUACGCCUACCGAAUGGCCAACGAGCAGAUGGCGGAGGCGGAGAAGAGCAAGCAGGACAAGGUAUACGCCGCCUACAGGUCCCCAGCAGAGCGUCAGUGGUCGGAGGAUCAGGCCAAGAAUCAGCCGAUUCAACAGCAGAGGCAGAUGAUCCAGCAGAAUCCCAUGAUGAUGCCACAACAGAGGCAGAUGGGGGAGAUCCCCCAAGCGCCUUCUAUUCUGGGGGAGCAGCAAAGGCAGUGGAGCGAAAGGCAGGCCAACCAGCAGAUGAUCCAGCAGAAUCAGAUGAUCCAGAAGAGUCCCAUGAUGAUGCAGCAGAGGCAGUGGACAGAGGAGCAGGCUAAGCAACAGGCCAUCCAACAGAAUACCAUGAUGAUGCAGCAGCAGAGGCAGUGGACCGAAGAGCAGGCCAAGAUCCAGCAGGAGAGACAGUGGACGGAGGAUCAAGCUAAGCAACAGGCCAUCCUGCAGAAUCCCGCCAUGAUGCAGCAGAGGCAGUGGACGGAGGAUCAUGCAAAGCAACAGCAGGAGGCUAUGAUGCAGCAACAGAGGCAGUGGACAGAGGAGCAGGCUAGGCAACAGACGAUUCCUCAUCAGCAGGCUGCUAUCCAGCAGGGCCCCAUGAUGAUGCAGCGGCAAUGGACAGAAGAGGAAGCCAAGACUCUCCAGGAUCAGCAAACAUUGCAGCAGCGCCAGAUGAGCGAUGAACGACAAUGGGCGGAUGAGAAGGCCAAGGCGCAGCAGCAGCAGGCGAUCCAGAUGGGCCAGGCUCCUAUCCAGAUGGACCAGGGUCCUAUCCUGCAACAGAUGCAUCAGCCCAUGAUGCAGCAGCGCAUGGAACAGCUUCUCACUCACAACCCACCCACGAACAUUGGCCACCCGGAAGAAGACGACGAAGACGCAACCAUGCUGGGCGAGGCGGGUCCCCAGAUGCCGGAGAACGAGGGAACGGCCCGGCAUAAAGUGGACCCCCUGGGACUCGGUGGAAACAAGCGCAAGAAGUCCAAGUCGCGGCGUCCCGCAGUCGUCAACUACUACUACCCAGCCCCGCAGCCCCAGUACCAGGUGCCCCAGUACCAAGUGCCCCAGUACCAGGUGCCUCAAUAUCAGGCUCCCAGUUACGGCACAUCCUAUGGCGGCGGUGGUUACGGAUCCAAUGCCUAUGGAAGUGGAGGCUACGCCGCCAAUUCCUACCAACGGGCGGCCGUGGGCAAUGACGAGGUGGACGACAUGCUCCGCCGACACCAGACCUUGGCCAGGGUAAGUGAGAAGGAGCAGGAGCAGGAGCAGAAGACGACCACCACUAGUAGCACAACCACAUCCACGACGACGACAGUAGCCCCACCGCCUUUGGAGGAGCAGCCUCUGUCGGAGCAACGAAUCCACAAAAGGUUAGCCACUUUCCACAGGUUAAGAGGUAGCAACGCCACUCCCAAGGGAUGCGGCUGUGGUAGGUUGGACUGUCUGUGCGGGAGGAGUUGUCAGUGCGGAGCCCGUGCACCCACAGUCUCGGCUGCUGGCUGCCAGUGCAGGGCCGGUAGCCGAAGGAGUCGCCGGAGCGCCGAAUACGGUACUCUGGAGACCAUCGAUGAGGGAUCCCUCAACGAGCUGCGCCGGGAGUACAAGAUGGGCCUCAAGGAGAUCACUCUGAGUCCCGACGAGGAUCCGGCCGAGGCCCUGAUGCGCUACAAUGCGGCCUCCAUUCGGGAGGCAUUGGAACGGGCCAGCCAGGUGCCGUUGGAGAUUGGAGGCGAUGAGUACGCCGAUGGAAUGACGCAGGAGCAUCAGCCUGAGGUUGCCGGUGAGCCCGUUCAGGAGGAAGAGCAGCAGUAUCAAGCACAGUACAACCAUCAGGAUUUCGUCAGGCUGACAACUGCUGCUCCAGAAACCACAACGGAGGCUCCAGCCACCACCACUGAGUCUACAGCUCCGGCUGAGAGCACCACCAAUGCCCCUGUGGCGCCGGAGGAGCAGGAAAUGCAGCAGGAUUCACCUGUCGCAGGCUUCGAACCCACUAACACGAUGACCAAGGACGAGGAAAUCCACAGCCUGCACGAGGUAGUUCUCAACCUUAAGCAGGAGUUCAUCCGGCUGAGGGACCGGUGUCAACUUAAAUCCAAUCUGGCGGUCGAUGAUGAGGAAAAAAAGCCAUCAAAGGAGUUGGAGGAGGAAAAGACAAAGGAAGAGGCAGCCAAGAAGGAGGAAAAACAGGAGGAGGAAGCAAAGAACGAAGUAACCCCACCCGAACCCGAGACAGAGUCGGAAACAGAACCGGAUUCGGAGCCGGAGGAACAAGAAGAGUCCACAAGAGCUGAAACUGAUACUCAAACCCCUUCACCAAAACCCUCCCAGCAGGCCAACGCCAUUGCCAAAGUGGAUGAGAAGAAGGGCACCGCCGAAGCUGUAAGCUAUCUGGAGGAAAACAACUGGCAGCGGAUCCUGGCCAACCGAGGCUACGACACCGAGUACCUAACAAAAGAUCUGGAGGUGGCCAAGGGCCCCACCUACGAGGAGUACUCGCCCUACACGGAUUUCCAGGCGGACGAGGCCACCCAUCCCACCGAUGCCGAUCCCAGCAAGGCCAAGAGGAACGCUGCCCUGGACGGUAAGCAGCAGGCUCAGCUCCUUAAUGCGGCGCUGAACAGCCAAAAGAGUGAUCCCAGCGCCGAAGUCUCCACCACACCUACGCCAUACGCCAUGAGGGGAAAGUUUGUGCGCCGAAGGAGCACCAGGAGGAGCCACCAAGUCCAGCCCAGCGACGAGGGCUGGACGCGCUCUACUCGCCAGGCAAGGCAACCGCCACUUGUACACUCCAAGAAAGUAGUGGCUCCCAAGAAGAAGGUCAGUUCCAAGGGGAAGGUGACUACCCGGGCUAGUGUGAGCACCACCAAGCUGGAUCGUCUGGUGGAUGUGCUCAACGAACUACUGCGCCUCCAGCUCCAAAGGGAGAGGAAGUCGCUUGCAGCAAGCCCAGUCCAGAGCAACAGCCUCUCGAGGGUCGCCAAGAGUCCCAGCAAAGUAAUUAAGAGGAAGAGGCUGCGCCGAAAGCAUCAGUCGGCGCCCAGUUCCGCUACACCGCCAUCUGACAUCGCCGUAGCACCACCAUCCGAUCCCAAUUCCGAGCCCGUGCUGGGCUCCGUAUUCGAGUUCAACGAGGGACUGUUGCAUCCGUUCAUGGGCCUCCUGCCAGUGGAGCGACCCGACGAUCCCUGGCGCCGGAAGCCCUACGAUCCCCAUCGCCCUCUCUACUCGGGGGGCGGAAGCUAUGCCGCCUACUUGAAGGAUGGCCGCCGGCGCAGGGACACCCACAUCAUGGGCCAGGCCACACCCGGACUCCUCACGCCCGGCAUGCUGGAGCGUCUGCUGCGGAUCAAGAUGGAGUUCCAGCGCCGGUUUCCCCACCUCUACAAGGGUAUGCUGAGUCACCACGCUAACCAGACCAGAGUGGAGGUGAAGCCUCCAGUUCUGGGCAGCCCGUCAUCCCCCGAGAGCCUAACUAAAAAGAUAGCGCCCAAGGAGGAGGAACCCAUAUUCGAGCUUGGAGCUGCCGAGCGCAACCUCUUCGAGGACGAGGAGUCAGAUCCCCUGGAGGACGAGCCCGUCCCGGAGCCGGAGGACGAGGAGGAGAAGGAGGACAAGCAGGAGGAGCAGGAAAAGGAGCGGGACGACAACGAUAUUGAUUACUUUAACUUCGGCAAUGACGGUGAUGACUAUUAG